CUUAGAGGAAAACAAAACAAAUAAUCAAAUAUGUUUUACUAUGUGUUUAUUCUUCUCUCUUUAGCUCUCUUUCUAGUAGCUUACAAAUUCAUCUUCACGUCCAAAAAGCAACGUCUCAACCUCCCUCCAUCUCCGCCUUACGCUCUCCCCAUCAUCGGCCACCACCUCCUCAUCAAACCGCCGGUACACCGUCUCUUCAACCGCCUCUCAAGUACCUACGGCCCAAUCUUCUCCCUCCGAGUUGGCUACCGCCGCACAGUCGUGAUAUCCUCCUCCUCACUCGCAACAGAAUGCUUCACGGGCCAAAACGACAUCCUCUUAUCAAACCGGCCUUGUUUCUUAACCGCAAAACACGUCGCAUACAACUACACAACCGUUGGAACUGCUCCUUACGGCGACCACUGGCGUAACCUCCGCCGUAUCUGCUCCUUAGAAAUCCUCUCCUCCAACCGUCUCACCAACUUCCUCUAUAUACGCAAAGACGAAAUCCAACGUAUGCUCACGAGACUCUCACGUGAGGUCGUCAACAAAGAGUUCGACCUAGAGCCUCUGUUGUCUGACCUAACGUUCAACAACAUCGUGAGGAUGGUCACAGGGAAGAGAUAUUACGGAGACGAAGUCCAUAAUGAGGAAGAAGCGAAUCUUUUUAAGAAACUUGUAGGUGAUGUUAACGACAGCAGCGGCGCGAGGCACCCCGGAGAUUACUUGCCUUUCCUCAAGAUUUUCGGAGGGAGCUUUGAGAAGAAAGUGAAAGCUGUUGGAGAAGCCAUGGAUGAGAUCUUGCAGCGUUUGCUUGAUGAGUGUAGAAGAGACAAAGACGGUAACACAAUGGUUAAUCACUUGCUCUCUUUACAACAACAAGAGCCAGAGUAUUACACUGACGUCACUAUCAAAGGCUUGAUGCUGGGCAUGAUGAUUGCUGGAACAGAAACCUCUGCCGUAACUCUAGAAUGGGCGAUGGCGUGUUUGCUAAACCAUCCAGAUACACUAGAAAAAGCAAGACUAGAGAUCGACGAGAAAAUCGGGCAAGACCGUUUGAUCGAUGAACCAGACUUACCAAACCUACCUUACCUUCAAAAUAUCGUGUCCGAAACAUUCCGGCUAUACCCUACAGCGCCGCUUUUAGUGCCAAGAUUGACGAAUGAAGAUAUCAAAGUCGGAGGGUACGACAUUCCACGUGGCACGAUGGUCAUGGUGAACGCGUGGGCUAUACACAGAGAUCCAAAUCUCUGGAAUGAGCCGGAGAAGUUCAAACCGGAAAGGUUUAAUGUUGGAGAAGGAGAAGAAGACGUUCAUAAGCUGAUGCCGUUUGGGAAUGGACGGAGAGCGUGUCCCGGAGCCGGUUUAGCGCAGAGGAUAGUGACAUUGGCAUUAGGGUCAUUAAUACAAUGCUUUGACUGGGAAAAAGUCAACGGAGAAGAGAUAGACAUGACAGAGAGUACGGGGAUGGCGAUGCGUAAGAAAAAGCCUUUACGAGUCUUAUGUCGUUCUCGGCCUAUUAUGAAUAAACUUCAGGCUCAUUGAGAUGGUGUGUGAAAGCCAUAUAUGAAAUGUACCUCGAAUAAAUUGGAAUCUACGUUCUGCUUAUUUAUAAUGAUUAUAUACUCCCU
Messenger RNA from Raphanus sativus (radish), 1610 nucleotides. Its product is annotated as cytochrome P450 81F3-like. Gene Ontology annotation, molecular function: heme binding; iron ion binding; oxidoreductase activity, acting on paired donors, with incorporation or reduction of molecular oxygen. Lineage: Eukaryota; Viridiplantae; Streptophyta; Magnoliopsida; Brassicales; Brassicaceae. Bases 31 to 1524 code for a protein of 497 amino acids. The record is from RefSeq and is a predicted model, not a curated record. The transcript has 2 exons.